AUGCUUUCUCGACGGUCUCCUCCAACAACAUCGACACGACCUCCAAGUUCGAAAUCUCUUGGGAAGAGUGUCGAGAGUCCUAGUAAUAAUCAACAAAACAGCAACAAUGCCACUAAUUUAGAACGUUCUGCACAUUUCGGACAGAUCGAUGCUAAACUUUUACAAGUUGGUACAAAGGUCUGGGUAGCCGAUUCUAUGGUUCUCUGGCGUAUUGGUGAAGUUCAAUCAAUUGGUGAAGACCGGAAGACGGCACAAGUGUACCUUCCGGAUGCUGCGGAUGACCAAGUCCAGACUUUGAGAAUGGAUCAACUUUAUACAUUCGAUGCAUCACAUAUUGUGGACCACUCUGAUGUGGCUUUAAUGAAUAAUUUACACGAAGCGCCACUGCUUAAUGUCUUGCGUCAACGUUUUGAACGGGAUGAAAUUUACACGUUUACGGCUGAUAUUUUACUUUCAAUUAAUCCGUACAAAUCGAUACCUUUGUUGUAUGAUGUCGUUGGCUUUAUGACAAAUCGGGAAGUUGCAAUAUCUUCUGGAGACGGUGAGAGUAGUGCACCACCACAUUUGUUUGCAAUUGCUGAAAAAGCAUAUACCGGUAUGAAGGGUGUGGUACCUGGAACUGGAUCUCCGCAAUCGAUUGUUAUAAGUGGUGAGAGUGGUGCUGGCAAGACGGAGGCAUCUAAGUACAUUAUGAAAUAUCUUGCGACUGCUAGUAAGCAUGUGGCUAGUGGUAGCACUGGAAAGAAUCUUACGGGUGUUCACGACCAGAUUGAAGAGUGUGUUGUAUUGUCAAAUCUGAUUCUAGAAUCAUUUGGGAAUGCUAAAACAUCUCGUAAUGACAAUUCUAGUCGAUUUGGUAAAUAUAUUCAGAUUCAUUACAAUCAUGAAGGACGCAUGGCAGGAGUUUCAAUUCGUCAUUUUUUACUUGAAAAAACACGACUUGUUCGUCCUGAAACAAACGAACGCAAUUAUCACAUUUUCUACCAAUUACUUGCAGGAAUCGACCAACUCCCCGAUUUAUCAAUAUCUGCUCGGCCAUUAUUACUUCAGCAUAAUGCAUGGAAUUAUACAUACCUUACACGUGGUGAUUGUAUUAAGAUUGAUGGAGUAAAUGACGCAAUUGAAUUUGAGCAACUUCGACAUUGUCUUGAGCAAUUAGGAAUGGACUAUACCAGCUUCCAGCGUCCGAUGUUUGAGCUUCUCGCCGCUAUUCUGCACCUUGGUAAUGUUACUUUUGAGAAAGUGGCUACAGAAGAUGAAAGUGAUCAGACUCAGAUUGUAUUUCCUGAAAGUGAUAUCGGUGUUCAUUUAGAACAUGUUUCUAUGUUACUUGGGGUUGAUGCCAAGGAAUUUGCGACUAAAAUGAUUACGCAAACGACUGUCACUGGCCGAGGAAGUAUACUUGAGCUUAAGUUGACGCCCGAUCAAGCAAAAAAUGCCAUGGAUGCAUUUUGCAAAUAUCUCUUUGGGGAAUUAUUUGACUAUGUCAUUACACGUAUUAAUGCUUGUGCAAAGCAACAGACUUCUGAUUCUGUUGCCAAUCAUGACAAAAAAGUACCAAUUCGGCAUGAAAUGGUACCUACUCUCUCUGUGUCACCAUUUAUUGGGAUUCUUGAUAUCUUUGGGUUUGAAGUCAUGAAACGCAAUAGCCUUGAGCAAUUGUGUAUUAAUUUUACGAAUGAAACCCUUCAACAACAGUUUAAUAAGCACGUAUUUGUACUUGAGCAAGAACGAUACGCACGUGAAGGAAUUGCUGUGUCUCCUGUUGAAUUUCAAGAUAAUCAACGCUGUUUGGAUUUAAUUCAAAAGCCACCACUUGGAUUAUUGCCUCUAUUAGAAGAACAAAUGUUAUUGAAACGCAAAACAACCGAUAAACAGCUUUUGACGAUAUAUCAUAGCCACCAUUUGGAUAAACACUCUAGCUAUGCUAAACCACGUUUUGAGUGUGACGAAUUUAUCAUUCGACAUUACGCUGGAGAUGUCACGUACGACAUUCAUGAUUUUAUUGCUAAAAAUACCGAGAACCUUCAUGAUGACUUACUUGAUCUGCUCCGUCAGAGCUCACAACCACUUUUGCAAGCCAUGCUUCGUACUCCAACUGCCUCUGCACUUAAUGAUGCAAUCAUUAAACGUGGUCCUUCAACGCCAACAAACAAUAAUCACAAACGGGCACAAAGUACAUCCCUAACUGGAACUACAACAGUAUCUAGUCGGUUUCGAACACAACUGGGAGAUCUUAUGGAUGUAUUAUGGCACACGACUCCAAGCUACAUUAAGUGUAUCAAACCAAAUAAUCUUAAGUUUCCACGAGGUUUUAGCUGUGAACUCGUGCGUGAUCAACUUGUCUAUAGUGGCGUGUUGGAGGUUGUUCGUAUUCGACAGGAAGGAUUUCCAAUUCGUAAGAUCUUUAGUGUGUUUUUUGAACUUUUUUGGCCUCUGGCAAUUGCAACUUUUCGAGUUGCAGAUACUCGCAACAAUGCCAUUCGUACACGAGAGGCGUGUGAGACUAUUGCACGUAAUUGGUUGAAAGAAAAGGAUGCUGAAAAUGAAAUGAUGCAAUGUAAUGAAUCGCCUGAGCUGAAAAAAGGUGCUGGUAUAUCAACACGACAGACUUUUGCAAUGGGAAAGCACGAGAUCUUUCUGCGAUACGGUCAAAUUGAGCGUCUUGAGGGCUCGUUAGCGACAUUACGACAUGACAGUCUUGUACUUAUACAAGCAAAAGUUGUUCGGGCACGAUUGGCGUAUAAAAAGUUUCAUAGAUUGCGUCAUGCAACUGUCAAAUGGCAAGCGCAAUUGCGGAUGCAUUUACAACGACGCAACUAUUUGCAGCAACGCAAAGCAACAGUCAUAAUACAAGCACGAUUUCGUGCAUUUCACUUUUCGAGACUUUGGUAUUUGAAAAAAUGUGCAGCAAUUCUUUUGACGCGAAAAUGUCGACAAUUUCUUGUACGAUGCCAAUUUUUGCGUCUCAUCAAGUGGACACGAGCAGCGACAGAAGUGCAGCGACACAUUCGCGGGUUUUUGCUUCGAACUGCGGCAGAACGUGAGCGAAAGUUGCGCGAUCGUUCAACGUUGCAGUUGCAGUCUUGGCACCGCAUGGUGAAACACCGUCGAAGGUUUUUACUUCAACGUUUCGCGGCUGUGCAAGUGCAAACGAUAAUUCGAUCGCGAAUCAUCCGUCGUCGUUUCUUACGUGACAAAAAUGCUGCAAUUAUUGUUGCAGCAUUUGCACGUCAAGUGAUACAAUUGAGACGUUUCAAACGGUUAAAAGCAAAUAUUGUGAAAACCCAAGCAUUGGCUCGCAAAUAUGCAAAACGACGGAUGUUUGUGGCAUUACGAAGUGCUGUCGUGAGUCUUCAGAGUGUACGUCGUCGCCAUGCUGCUCGAAGAAUGAUGGAUGUUCGUAAAGCAGCGGUCCAGUGUUUGCAACAGGCUAUGGUUGGAUGGAUUGCAAGAAGGCGCUUUGUCAAGUUAAAGCGAAGCACGCGCAGAGUGCAGGCAAGUGUCACGACGUGGCUUUUAUGUCGUCAUUUUCGACUUAUUCGAAAAGCGUCAAGACGCAUACAAAAAAUGUGGCGCACAUACAUUCAGCGAGUGGCUUGGCAACUUGAAGUAGCAAGAGUGUUUAAGGGUACAGAGAGUGAUAAACACUUGACAACAUCAUGGACACAACACUCGCGUAUGGAAGAUUCGGAUUAUCGAAUGGCAAAGUUGCGUCUUCAGCCGGAAAUUUUUUUUAUGCUGCAACCUCGAACUUUUGGGUACAAUUCGCUUUUUCAUAAAGCUGCUGCUUGUGGCGAUUUCUAUGUUGUAAAGUACAUGCUUACUAAAUGUGCAAGUAAUCACUUGCUGACACUUAAAAAUGGACGGGGGUUUACAGCAUUUCACGAAGCGUGUGCGUUUGGGCAAUAUGCUAUGGUAAAAUAUCUUGCCUUGCAAUAUAUUGCGAUUAUUGAUUUGCCUGAGCAACUGAAAACGGAGGAUCCGGAAAAAGAUGAAAACUCAACGACAGAUGAAAUGAAUAAUCAGGAAGAGCGUGAGCCUGAAGUCAAGCGAACUAAUGUAUACAGUGGAUACCUUCGCAAGCGACGCGAGACAUCGCGCUGGAUGCGACGAUACGUCGUACUUAGUGUGGAAUCUGAUACUUUCGAUCGUCCUCAACUCGACUAUUUUCCAAACGACCGGCAAGCUACACUGAGUAGCCAAAGUUCGCGUCAAAUCGAUUUGACAACUGCUCUAUUGAAAACGAGUAUAGACUUACCUUUUGCAUUUGAACUUCAUUCUCCACAAUUGCUUGGUGGUCGCAAUAAAGAGGGUCGACUGUACUUUGCGGCCUCAGAUGCUUUGGAAAUUCAAUGCUGGCUCGCCCAUUUGAGAAACAUCAUUCCUAGUAGUAUCGAGUCAAGAGUGUUUGCAAUGCAUCGAUCUGCUCAAGGGAAUCAACUUGAGUUUAUUGACUUUCAAGCGCGACAAAAAGUCUGCAAUUUUCAAACUUUCUCUCCUCGACUUGAAUCGCCUUUGCACUUGGUGGCUAGCUGCAGUAAUUUUGAUGUCUUGGCACCAAUUAAAGACGAAGAUUGUGAUAAUAAUCAGAGUAGUUCAAGUGAAAUUCAACUCGACGUUUCGAUUCCAGAUAUUUAUCGAAGUUUGAAAUCCAAAUGUCCUUUGAAUGCUGAGCUUGAACUUGUGAAAACAACUCAGUGGCUUCUUGAAAACGGAGCAGACAUUAAUGCACUUACUGCACAUCACGAAUCACCACUUCAAUUAGCAUUGCAAGCGGGACAUUUGACAUUAUCAAAAGUAUUACUGGAUCGUGGAGCACUUGCAUCCGGUCUUUCAGAACCUCAUUUGAUGUUGGUACGAAGUUUAAAAGCUGAAUUGGCAAAAACAGCGAUUACUAGUAUUUCAUCUUCUUCAACAACUUCACUUGGACCACAAACGCCAAAGAAAAUGAACGGAUUGAUGGCAGCUGGAAGUGCGUUGCUGAAACGACCUCGUCGUAUGGACGAAUUUCCGUUACUUUUUCUUUUCAAACAACCUGGCAAAGUUCUUAAUAGUUUAUAUGUUUCACUAUUUGUCGAGCUCAUUGGACUUGGUAGUGCACCAUCAUUAGGAACUCGAGGACCACGAAUUGUCGUGUCAGUCAUGGAUCGAGAACAAAAUCUGGUCGAAAUGCAGCAACAAGUGUCCGUGCAACCUGUUGCAGCCUCCAAUGCGCUGUUAUGGGGAUUUACGUGGCACAUGCAAACACCAUUAGAGAAUUUGCCUCAUGGAGCUUGCGUUGUGAUUGAAUUAGCUUCUACAGCCAGAAGUUGUGCUUCUCCGACAUGUGAAAGUGUUACUUCUCCUACUCUUGGGGCAAGUGUACUUGUUCCCGAGUGUUGGACAUAUGUGCAAGUGGACCAGCGUACAGCCAAUAGCGCUCCCAUAACAUCGGAAAUCAGUACGUAG
Messenger RNA from Plasmopara halstedii, 5451 nucleotides. Its product is annotated as myosin-like protein. Gene Ontology annotation, cellular component: myosin complex; cytoplasm; actin cytoskeleton. Lineage: Eukaryota; Oomycota; Peronosporomycetes; Peronosporales; Peronosporaceae. The transcript is spliced from 2 exons. The record is from RefSeq and is a predicted model, not a curated record. The coding region runs from base 1 to 5451 and encodes 1816 amino acids. Gene Ontology annotation, molecular function: ATP binding; microfilament motor activity; actin filament binding. Gene Ontology annotation, biological process: vesicle transport along actin filament; actin filament organization.